Messenger RNA from Nicotiana tabacum (common tobacco), 1586 nucleotides. RefSeq names its product cytochrome P450 94A2-like. Gene Ontology annotation, molecular function: iron ion binding; oxidoreductase activity, acting on paired donors, with incorporation or reduction of molecular oxygen; monooxygenase activity. NCBI's taxonomy places the organism in Eukaryota, Viridiplantae, Streptophyta, Magnoliopsida, Solanales, Solanaceae. The record is from RefSeq and is a predicted model, not a curated record.
UCCAGCUCAUGUAUAGGCUGCUCUAUUCUCUCCCAAUCCCAGUAAUAAUAUUUCUGUUGCUUCUGUUCUUCAUCUAUUUCCACCCGUUCUUUUCAAAACACAGUAGUUCAAAAUUGAGCAAGCAGCCGAAGCAGCUUCCUAAAUCCUACCCAUUGUUUGGUUGCUUGUUCUCAUUAGCGCAAAAUAGGCACCGAGCAGUCCUGUGGACAUCAAAACUCUUCCAAAAAUCAUCUUUAUCAACCAUCACCCUUAAAGGGCCCUUUGGUAAAAAAUGCGUCUUGACAAGAAACCCCUCUAUUAUCAAGCAUAUCGUUAAGACACAUUUUCACAUUUAUCGCAAAGAUCCUAUCAUGCAAUUUGUUUUCUCAGACUUGUUAGGGGAUGGACUUUUACUUGUAGAUGGCGAGAAAUGGAAAACCCAAAGGCAUUUCCUCAGUCAUAUAUUCCACGCGGAUACAUUUCGUUAUCGAAUAAAAUCAGCCACCAUUAAAGAGCUCUCUGGCCGUCUUAUUCCUUUAUUCUCCAGUGCAACUAUAGAUAAAGCUACUCUAGACCUCCAGGACAUAUUUCAUCGGCUUACAUUUGACAUUCUAUGUCAGGUAGGUUUUAGCCAUGAUCCAGAAUACUUGUUACCAUCUCUCCCUAGGAAACCAUUAAUAGACGCUUUUGAAACUGCAAUAAAGAUCAGUAUGGGAAGGUUCACUUGCCCUUCUAUCUUGUGGAAAGCUAAAAAGCUUCUCAACAUUGGAUCUGAAGAGAAUCUCAGGUAUGCAGUUGAUGUACUCAGAGAAUAUUUAAAGAAGAGAAUCGCGGGAAAGGUGGAGAAGUUUUCGAUGCAAAGCACUUCCAUAGAUGAGGGAGGCGAUUUUCUUGACAGAUUUAUAACAAGGGCUCUCAAAUGCAAUGUAGUAGUCGAUGAGAAGUUUGUCAUAGAUACAGGUAUUAAUUUCAUCCUGGCUGGUGAUGACACGCUGUUUUCAGCUUUAAUAUGGUUCUUUUGGCUAGUCUCGAGUCAUCCACAAGUAGAAAACGAGAUUGUCAAAGAAAUCAAAGAGAAAAAUGAUGAUGAUUUGAAUGAAAUGGUGUAUACACAUGCUUCGAUUUGUGAAAGCAUGAGACUUUACCCACCAGUCCCCCUUGAAUUGAAGCAAGUGACCGAAGACGAUGUUUGGCCGGAUGGAACAAAGUUGAAAAAGGGAAUGAGCAUUUUUCUCCAUGUUCAUGCAAUGGGGAGAUCAACAGAAUUGUGGGGUUCAGAUUAUGAAAGUUUUCGGCCAGAGCGUUGGUUGGUGAAAAACCUCAGUACAGGAAAUUGGAAUUUUAUCCCAAGGGAUCCUUUCACAUAUCCGGUGUUUCAAGCAGGACCAAGGACUUGUCUUGGAAAAGAAAUUGCUUUCAUGCAAAUAAAGCUGGUGGCAGCUACUAUUUUAAAGAGGUUUCGGAUCGUUCCUUUAGACGGAUUUAGUCCUGUCUACAACUCGUCAUUGACAUCAAAGAUGAAAACUGAUUUUCCUGUACGAAUUAUACAACGUUGCUAGCUACUUUUUCAAUUAUAUAAUUGACAAUUGUAUGUAUAUUCAACAUUU